This is a messenger RNA of Rotaria sordida, 546 nucleotides long. Lineage: Eukaryota; Metazoa; Rotifera; Eurotatoria; Philodinida; Philodinidae. The record is from the annotation of a GenBank genome assembly.
AUGGGUGACUACUCGAAAGCACUUGAAUUUUACGAAAAAGAUCUCGAAAUCACGAAAAAAGCUCUGCCUCCGAAUCAUCCCGAUUUGGCUCAAUCCUACAACAACUUCGGUCUCGUGUAUGACAACAUGGGUAACUACUCGAAAGCACUUGAAUUUUGCGAAAAAUCAUAUCAAAUCAGAGAAAAAGCUCUGCCUUCGAAUCAUCCGGAUUUGGCUCAAUCCUACAACAGCGUCGGUCUCGUGUAUGACAACAUGGGUGACUACUCGAAAGCACUUGAAUUUUACGAAAAAGCACAUAAAAUCCACGAAAAAGCUCUGCCUCCAAAUCAUCCCAAUUUGGCUGCUUUUUAUAAAAACAUCGGUCAAGUGUAUAACAAUAUGGGUGACUACUCGAAAGCACUUGAAUUUCACGAAAAAGCACAUAAAAUAUACGAAAAAGCUCUGCCUUCGAAUCAUUCCUCAUUGGCUACUUCUUGCAACAGCGUCGGUUCGGUGUAUCACAACAUGGGUGACUACUCGAAAGCACUUGAAUUUUACGAAAAAGCA